AUGUCCUCAACCGGCCAUGCAGACGAUGCUCCAGAGUCGCCGCUGACACCGACCAAUAUUGGCCCAGACCCGGGGUCGCCACCGGAAGAGAGCGUGAGGGAGCAAAUGAGCGAGGUAGUCAAUGCGCUCAGGGAGAUUCGGUCGCAGCUGGCGGACCAGAAUAAAUAUCUCGAGGGUCUUGCGGCGAAACCUAUCAAAGCGACGUCCCAGCGAUCACGAGCGGUCUACAUUGACUAUAAGGAGUGGACUGACAAAAUACUUCCUUUUCAAGAGAAAUGGCACCGCUCCCGAAUUCCAAAUGAGGAGCUGUGUUUAAUUCUCAAAAGAGAUUUCUUUUGGCUAUUCGAGGAUCUCCAUCAAGCCCAUUGGGAUAAAUUGACAAUAUCAGCUCCCUCGGACUCGGAUCACGCGGGAGACUCGCUAAACACAGGCUCGAUCGAGACGUUGAAAUCGGCAUGGCCAGUUUACGAGGACCCAUCGCAAGACAUUGAUCUCGCUGCUGCGUAUGCGUUGGAAGAUUCACCAUUUGAUUUCGACUGCUUCUUUCCGAACUGCGCGGGCGCUCGCCGUCUUAAUAUGGACGGGGCGCUUCGGCAAGUGUUAUGGCCUGACCAUUCAAUUCAUAUGUAUAAGAUAUGCUUCAAGAUCGGACCUUCACCCGGGCUCGGCUCUGGGUCUUUCAGUUCCGCCCGCGCCCUGACGCAAGAAGCCACCAUUAUAGGUUGUCCACAGCCACCAGCCGAGCCGUGGGGUGGACGGGUCUGCGGCCGGAUCAUCUUACAAGGAAGCUCGAUAUCUCUCCACGCGAGAGCCAUGAUCCCCGUCAGAACCUUGGCAUUUAUCUUGUGGCAGCUUGAGAGCUACAGUGCCGGGAAGCCCGGUUACCGCCGGGACAUGGAUUGGGACGUGGAUUCAGCAGGCAGGUUGUGCAUUUUGAUGUUUGCAUCGCAUUGGGGAAGGCUGCCCAUAUUCAACGCUUUUAAUGGUGUGAGCGACGGGCUUCUCUCCCUGUAUUUCCAAAUACGUUGGAUGACUGUUAGUCCACAGCGUCGCUCCUUGCCCAAGAAAGCAGAUGGCAUUUUAUUAAAUCGAGAUGCGGGAGACAUACCCAAUGGUCCGGACGGCAGCCCCCGAGACCACCAAGUCUGCGAAGAGCGUUACGUGUUUGGACUGGUGACGACGAUAAGUCAGAAAAUCGCGCUCUAUACAUUGCUCAGCGUGACAGAUGGUGAAUCCCCUCUUUUCGGACAGACGCUUGAGGAGUAUCUUGGACUGGGCCUCCAGAAUACGGCGCAAAGAUAUUUGAGCGGCAGACUGAUGGGCGUUGGAAUGUAUUUGCUUUACAUCUCUGCGACACUCGAGUGGACUGCAGGGCAGUGGGAGUUGACUCUAGAUCAGUUGGAUAACACACUGCAUACAAGCCUCGCGCAAAUGACUCGCGAAAAACGGCGAAGCCUAAUGUUUGACGACGACUUCUCAAAGUCAGACCAGUACUUUGCGGCUCUACAGACCCUGCACAUGUGUACGGAUUGGAUUAAGGGAACACUCCGGGAUUUCAGGGAUCUCUGCGAGAAUACCAAAAGGAAAAUCUCAAGAUCGCUAGAGAUUACAGAUGGAGAUGAUGAUAUGGAUUCCUUCGAAGCACUUUGUGUCGAUGUCCUUGCUAAUAGCGAGAGGCACUUCCAGCCAUUACUCGAUCGAAUUGAGCGGAAGGUUGAAGAAGUGAAGGGCCUUCGAGAUGGCCUAUUCAACGCAACCUCCGUCAAAGAAGCCUCGAAGGGCACAAAGCUAGCCGAGAACAGCCGCCGUCAGAACCGAUAUAUCCUGGUCUUCACGGUUGCCACCGUCUUCUACCUUCCAAUGGGCUUUGUAACGUCAUUCUUUGGAAUGCAUUUAUUCGAUCCUAACGAUGAAUCAUCUGCCUCGCGGACACCGUUUAUCAUUACUUUUGUUGUCAUCGCCAUCGCGACAUAUGUUAUUGCAACGGGUGCACUCCUUGUCAUCCGGGAGGAUGAUUGGAUCAAAUCAACACUGCGUGCUUGGAAGGCUUCCAUGUGGUCCCAAGAUACACAAGCGCAAAACCUUGCGGGAUCGAGGCUUUCCGGUCUAUUGGGGAGGAGAAAGUCGAGGAGGGAAGCGGAUGUGUAA
Aspergillus mulundensis is the source of this 2148-nucleotide messenger RNA. RefSeq lists its product as uncharacterized. Gene Ontology annotation, molecular function: metal ion transmembrane transporter activity. The coding region runs from base 1 to 2148 and encodes 715 amino acids. The transcript has 6 exons. Gene Ontology annotation, cellular component: membrane. The record is from RefSeq and is a predicted model, not a curated record. Gene Ontology annotation, biological process: transmembrane transport; metal ion transport. Lineage: Eukaryota; Fungi; Ascomycota; Eurotiomycetes; Eurotiales; Aspergillaceae.